This is a messenger RNA of Spea bombifrons (plains spadefoot toad), 6402 nucleotides long. It is a transcript of the gene RREB1, whose product is annotated as ras responsive element binding protein 1. The transcript is spliced from 13 exons. Gene Ontology annotation, molecular function: DNA-binding transcription activator activity, RNA polymerase II-specific; RNA polymerase II cis-regulatory region sequence-specific DNA binding. NCBI's taxonomy places the organism in Eukaryota, Metazoa, Chordata, Amphibia, Anura, Pelobatidae. Gene Ontology annotation, biological process: regulation of transcription by RNA polymerase II. The record is from RefSeq and is a predicted model, not a curated record. The coding region runs from base 33 to 5264 and encodes 1743 amino acids. Gene Ontology annotation, cellular component: nucleus.
CCAGGAGCAGGGCUGAUAAAUCCCUUCGCAGGAUGGUAACAAGAUGCUGGAGAGAUCCCUACAGUGACAUCUGUAGUGACUGGGACUGGGAGCUGGCACUCACCGAUGGAAAACCAGUGAAAGGCUGUUCCCCUAAUGAUCCCUCAUUAGACCUCGCCAAGAGUACACUGGGAAAGAAAAGCACCGAGCAAGUUGCACAGCCCACUACCGGUCACAUGGCUAAGGAAAAUGGAGAGAAAGAGCCAGUGAGUGCUAACGAACCACUCAAACCAGUUAGCCUUGUCAACGGGUCAGAAGUUGAUGACUUGUCGUCUGUUAAUGCAAUGAUGUCAGCAGUAAUGAAUCCAACGAGUGUUUCUGAAAAUGUCGGGAGCCUUCAACACACUAAGUCGCCAGCAAAGUCUCCUGCUCCCAACCGGAUUGGCAGAAGAAAUCAGGAAUGCAAAGAAGAGAAAUCUUCAUACACCUGUCCGUUGUGCGACAAGAUUUGCAAUUCCCAGCACCAGCUGACUAUGCACAUCCGCCAGCAUAACACGGACACUGGAGGGACGGACCAUAGCUGCAGUAUUUGUGGGAAGUCUCUGAGUUCAGCCAGCUCCUUGGACCGCCAUAUGCUUGUCCAUUCUGGAGAAAGACCAUACAAAUGCACAAUGUGUGGGCAGUCCUUUACCACCAAUGGAAACAUGCACCGGCAUAUGAAAAUACACGAGAAGGACCCAAACGCCCCAGUGACUGCAAGCCCACCCUCGCCACAGAAACGGAGGAGACUGACCACCAAAAGGAAAUCCAUUCCUGAAACCGAUACCGAUAAAGAAGACUCUCCACCAGCAAAGAAGGCUGUGGAAGAAAUUCAAUCUGUGGAUCCGUUGAAAAAGACAGAAGAUGUUGUCCAUUGCCCUCUGUGUUAUAAAGAAUUUACAUGCAAGUCUGGUCUGGAAAGUCACAUGGAAACACACCCUGAAGCCUCGCUAAAGUGUGACAUUUGUUGUAUUUCAUUCCGCACCCACCGGGGCAUGCUGCGCCAUAAUGCUGCGAUCCACAGGCUGCUCCCCAGGGACUCGUCAGGAAAGCCUUUUAUCCAGAAUAACCCUUCCAUCCCUGCUGGAUUCAAUGAUCUGGGCUUCACUGACUUCUCUGCCAAGAAGUUUCCUAUCAUUUCUCAGGUCUGGUGUGAAACGAAUUUAAGGAGGUGUAUCAGUGAAUUUCAUCGUUUCAUUUGUGAAACCUGCAAUAAGGCUUUCCCGAUGUACUCUGCUCUGAAACUGCACAUCAAGACCCAUGGAGAAGGGCAGGCCAAAAGUGAGCACAAGGCAGAAAACUCAGCUGGAGAGAACCAAGAACAGAAAGCUUUCAUGGCAGCUCUGGGCCUGCAGUACACCAAAGACAUCAAGCCUUCUAGUCCGAACGAGAACACACCAGACUGUUUACAGGCCAUAGCCCUAGAAACUCUGAAGAGUAACCUACCUCAGGAAUUUGGUAGCAUGAGCAUGCUGAACUUAUCUCCUUUAGAAGCCCCCUCUGUAAGUGGUCCUUUCUCAGUCUUGCCACCGACAAAAGAGAACCUAAAGCUGCUUAACCUGCAGCCUUUUCAAAAGGGCUUCACCAUGCAACCUGACAACAGUAUCGUGGUUAAACCCACCUCUGGUGAGUUGGCUGAUAUUCAGCAGAUACUCAAGAUGGCUGCUUCCGCACCCCCUCAGAUAAGUCUUCCUGCUUUUGGUAAAACGCCUCCAGGCAGCACACAGUCCAUUUUCAAACAUAUGCCUCCACUAAAGCCAAAGCCACUGGUGACUCCUCGUACACUUGUUGCCACCUCUACGCCCCCUCCCCUUAUUAACACUCAGCAGGCAUCUCCAGGCUGCAUCAGCCCUAGCCUUCCUCAGCCACCAUUGGGGAUUAUAAAGAACACUGUAGAAUCUGCAACAAACGCCAUAUUUUUGCAAUCCAGGCCUGGAAUCAAUGGCAUCUCUUCUUCUCAAAACUCCCAAACACCAAACAAUGAUGCCUUGAGUCAACGAGACAUAAAAUCCCAGCUGGAACAAGACAGUAUUAUGGAAGCUUAUAUGCCUUUAGAUUUGGAUUCCAAAAUCAAAAAGGAAGUGGGUGAAGUGAAUCUGAAAUCGAUCAUUCCUGGAGCAAACAAUAAAAAAGCUCCCCAAUCAAGAAAAGACUUCCAUCCUUGCCGUUUCUGUGAUCAAGUGUUUUCAUACUCCGGUGUUUUGAGGGCUCACAUACGCACUCACCUGGGGAUUUCGCCCUAUCAGUGUAACAUCUGUGAUUAUAUUGCAGCUGACAAGGCUGCACUAAUACGUCACCUGCGAACACACAGUGGUGAAAGACCAUACGUAUGUAAGAUUUGCCAGUAUCCUUUUACUGUCAAAGCCAACUGCGAGAGGCACUUGCGUAAGAAGCACCUUAAAGUCACCAGAAAAGACAUUGAAAAGAACAUUGACUAUGUUUCAACAAACACAGCAGAAAUGGUGGAUGCACUGUGUUCUCCUGAUACUGUGUGCAAAUGCUGCGGGGAGGACAUGAAGAAUUAUCGUGCUCUUCAUAUACACAUGAGAACGCAUGCCAACUUCCCAAAAAAGAAACCAUUUGAAUGCAAAGACUGUGGCACAGCUUUCUCUGCCAAAAGAAACUGCAUCCAUCACAUACUUAAGCAGCACCAACAUGUGCAAGAGAAGGAGAUAGAAAGUCACAUCUUGAUUAGAGCCUGCAGUCCUGAACCUACCAGGUCAGACUCCCCACUUUUGGAAGACAACACUUACCUUAAGAGGACUUCUGCCACAACCUACCAAGAAUCACAGAGCGGGUUUCUACCUGUGGGGUUCCCUGCAUUCCCUUUAAAAGUUGAAAAUACUGCCGGUUUCCCCGUGGACAUUAAUGAACCCUUGGAUUUUUCUCAAAAGAACAAGAACCCAGGUAGUUUCCAAGUAAAGCAGGAACCUGUCUAUAGCAAUUCUGUUGCCUCGUUUGACUCCAUGGAGCCAAUUGAUCUGUCCAUCCCUAAACACACUAAACAGGACAAAGAUGAGUCUCCGGUUACAACAAAGACCCAAGACCAAGCUCUGGUGACCAUUGGGCAGAAAUACAACUGUCAGCCAUGCCCAAUCUCCUCAAGUGCCAAUGAAAUUGUAGAUAAAUCUGUAUCCAUCUCACAUUCCAAACCUGUGAAAAACACUUUGCAUUUAACGGUACCUAUCAUUUCUCCUGCUGUGCUUGGCAGUGCAACAGUCCUGCGCCCUUUGAGGCCUAAACCACCACCUCUUUUGCCAAAGCCUUUGAUCCCUAAAGAGUUGCCACCUCUGGCUUCAAUUGCACAGAUUAUUUCCUCUGUAUCGUCUCCCUCUGCUUUGUUAAAAAAUGAAGUUACCACUCCUGCUUCUCAAGUUGCUGCCAACAACUCAGCAGCCACUGAGAAAUCUGGUGCCUCCAAAUCCAAAAUGACAAUCCCUCACAAGGAACCUACAGCUCCUUGUGAUGUUCCAAGUAUGGUUGGAAGCCCAUCUGACACCACCACCUCAACUGCUGUAGCUGGUGGAACAAAGAAACGAGGUCGAAAGAAAGGAACUAAAAACAAACCCAAGGUACCCACUGGGCUGGAUCUUGAGUCAAGUGGUGAAUUUGCAAGCAUUGAAAAGAUGUUGGCCACAACAGACACUAACAAAUUCAGCCCUUACCUCCAGUCCACUGAAGAUCUCAAAGAGGCUGCAGACCACAAUGGAACUAGUGAAGAUGAGAGGGAUAGCGGUGAAGAUAAAAGAGCAAAGAGAAAUUCGUAUUCCAACUCUGUGCAAAAAAUCACCUGCCCGUAUUGUCCUCGUGUUUUUCCGUGGGCAAGUUCCCUGCAGAGACACAUGCUUACCCAUACAGGUCAGAAGCCCUACCCCUGCGCAAAAUGCGAUGCCUUCUUUUCUACCAAAUCUAACUGCGAACGCCACCUGUUACGCAAACAUGGAGUUGCCAACCUGUCCUUAAGAAGAAACGGUCUUAUGUCCCAGUCUAAAGAAAGUGAUGCUGGAUCUCAGGAUAGCACAGACAGCCAAUCUGAUGCUGAUGCAGAGAUGUCUGCUACUGAGGGUGACGCGUUAGACCUGACUUCUGGGGACAGGGAUAAGGCUGAGGCCGCUCCACCCUCAGAACCCGAAUGUGGAUCCAAGAACGAUCAAAAGGAAAGACCAUCGCUAGACAAUAAGGAGGAAGCCAAAGAAGACUCAAGUGAAUACAAAGAACACUUGGAAGAUGAUACUGUGAGCAACAAGAGCCUUGAUCUAAAUUUCGCCAGCAAACUAAUUGACUUUAAAUUGUCUGCUAGCGAUCAGACUGCUGGGAGCAGUAGCAAUUCCUGUGAUGUUUGUGGGAAAAGUUUCAAGUUCGCUGCCACACUGGGAAGGCACAAGAAGGCCCAUACCUGCGAAGAUAAAGGAGAUGAAAAGAGUAGUGAAGAUGAAGGCAAAGGUCUGCCUGAUUCUCCCUGUGAUCUAUCUCAGCACGGUGCAGAAGGUGGGGACAUGGAGGAAGAGCCAGUGGACUUGAAGGUGACUAGAUCUCCUACCGAGAGCGAACAUUCAGGAAAUCGGAAGGUGGAUGGUGAGGCAGGUUCUGCAGAAGACAGUAUAGAGAAGAUGGCCUUGGAAAAAAGUGAUGAUGACCAGGAUUCCAAAGCUAACGAAACAAAGGUGUCUUCUAAAGCGGACAAAAGGAAAAAAAUAUGCACCGUUUGCAGUAAGCGCUUCUGGUCUUUGCAGGAUUUGACGAGGCAUAUGAGAUCCCAUACUGGUGAAAGGCCUUAUAAAUGCCAGACCUGCGAACGCACUUUCACUCUGAAACACAGUCUGGUGCGACAUCAAAGAAUCCACCAGAAAGUUAAAGAUCUGAAGAGCCAGGGGAAGGAAAGUGACAAGGAAGACAGACAACUAAGGUGCGAGGAAGAGAGUGAUGCCGAGUCCAUGCAAAGCAGUACACAUCACACAUCAGAAAAUGAAUGUGAUCCACUACCCAGCCUGAACCAAUCAGUAACCAGAAGCAGAAAAAACCAGGCAGUGAACGUGACUGGCGAGGAAUCAUCUCAAAAAAGUGAAACUAGUUCAGGGAGGAGCACCCCAAAACAAGUUCCAGGGUUAGAUAGCAUUAAAGAUCCUGAAAGCUGUAAAAUCUCUGAUCGGAAAAGUCUCUUGGGUCUCUCGGAGUCUGAAGAUCCAGCAAUAAAUCACAUUCUUAUUGCAGCGGAAGGUGCCCUUGCCCUAAUGGGUGCUAAGUGAGCCAGAGGUUUGUGGAACUGACCACACGUUCUUCACCCCAAAGUAAAAUGCCGAUUUCUGUCUGAUCUACCUUUUUUAAGAAGUUCCUCCAGCUACGGAAGAGUAUGGCAGGCCAUAUCAAGUGCCAUAAGCUUUCAUUUGAAUGCAAAAAAAACUUUAUACUGGUUUUGAGUGCCUUACUACUUUAUGUCUUUGGUAUCAUAGACUUUUUUUUUUUUUUUUUUUUAAAGAAAUGUUUUUGAUGAUAAAAUGACUUUAAAACUUAUUCAAACAGAACUUUUUUUCCAGUUAAGCGUUGAAAUGACCGUGUCUGUGUGUAAAUGCUUGCUCCUGCACAUCGCCUUCUUUUCAGAAGUGGACAUGUGAUUGUAGGGAAGCCAUACAGUAAUACAGCUAAUAACUGGAAGAAAACAGAUUUGUGAAUGGACAGUCGGGGCAUACCUUAUACAAGAGCACAGCUUGUGUUUCCCCUCUGACCUCCUAGUUUUAGGGUUUGUUUUACCUUUUUUGUCUUUCUCCUGAAAACAUGAACUGUAAUGAGUAUUUCGGAUAUGUGGAUGAAAGAAAUUGGCAUUUGCCGUGAUCCAGGAAAAAAAAAAUUCAAAAUAGCUUUUGAACUUCAAAACUUGAUUCCACUUACAAAGGUUCCUGAAUGGUGUCAUUGAUCAGUCUUUGUUCUACCUCGGAAUUAAUACACAGAGGAUUCAGAGGAUGGAUUCUGUCAAAACCAUGGAAAUGACUGCGCCCUGCCUAUCUCUCAAUUCUGUUUGCUUGAAUACAACAUCUUACUAGUUUCUGCAUUUUGCAGAACUGUUUGGGCAAUAUUUGCCUUCAAAAUUUACCAAGUAACCUUUGUGGAUCCUGGUAUUAAUAUAUAUAUGUAUAUGUAUAAUAUAUAAACUUUUUUUUUUUUUUGCUUUUCAAAUCCUAGCCUUCAGCAGUUCUCUUGCAUUGCACCAUUCCUACAGUACUGUAAUCAACCCUGUUUUCAAUUUCUAUAUAUAUAAAAAAAAAGACUUGCACAUAAUAGGCUGACAUCAGCCUGGCUUGUGUCCAGCUGUGGAGGGAGGAUGAUGGUUUCGCCUAAAUUUUAUACCUGUGAAAAGUGUGGCCGUUAGUCGGACUGUGAAAGCAAAAA